Neurospora crassa OR74A is the source of this 1395-nucleotide messenger RNA. RefSeq lists its product as hypothetical. The transcript has a single exon. The record is from RefSeq and is a predicted model, not a curated record. Lineage: Eukaryota; Fungi; Ascomycota; Sordariomycetes; Sordariales; Sordariaceae. Bases 1 to 1395 code for a protein of 464 amino acids.
AUGGAGGACAACAGCGACACCUCCCUCCCCAUCUCUAAGCUCGUCGUGGCUCGCGCCACAGCUUCAACCAUGGGUUCUGGCAUCGACCAGCCCAAAAACUUCAUCACUCCUCGCGCCGCACUCACCACCUCCUCAGCAACCUCCCACAAGGCGCGCACCGUCGUCACUUCCACCAGCGUCUUUGUCACCAUCGAGACAGAGACCAUCACUUUCCACCAGGACGGCUCCGUCACUCACUCUUCUUCGCCGGUGCCGACCACCCUCGUCACCACCCCAACCACCACCACCAACACCGCUGCCUCUCCUACGCCCGAGGAGACAACUGGCUCCGCGGCUUCCAACGGCGGCACGCAAGGCCCAAAGUCAGGGGUCAUUGCCGGCGCACUGGGCGGCACAAUCUUUGGUCUCUUGCUGAUUGCCAUUCUGGCCUUCUGUCUCUUCCGCCGCCGCCGCCUUGAACGCCAGGCAAGAUUCUACUCCGCGCCGACCCGCUUCCCCGCCCACCGGGGCACCAACUUUAUCCGUGGCAGCGACGGGCGGGUUAACCGUCCCGAGAACAUACCGCUCGCCUCUCUCGGGAAAUCCAAGCAAACCAGGGGUGAACAGGACGAGACAGCAGACGGCACGGGUGGAGACGAAAGGGCUCCUGGUCAGAUGCGCAUCGAAGUCGUGCCGGCGGCUGAGGGGGAUAGGGGCCCGAGGCUGAGGACUGUUCGUGUUGCUCCUGCGUCCGCGUCUACUCCUGCCCCGCAUCAAGGGCGAGUUUUGGUGCCGGUGUCCUCGCCCUUGUCUUCGCCCGUGCCAGCUUCAUACCCGCUCCUCGCUCUGCCGGUCCCUGCUCGCCCUCUUCGCAACGUGAGCUCGUCUGUUUACUCCAAGCCGUCGCAGGAGGAUGUGGCGUCCAAGUUCUCCGAGGAUUCGCAUGAGGCUGUCAACAAUGGCAACAGCAGCGGCAAUACCGUCUGGCCUGCUCCCCUUUUUGCUGCAGCUCCUGCUCAAGCUACCCCUGCCACCGCCGCUGGCGCUCCCGGCCCCUCGUCAUCAACUACGACUCCCCACCCGGAGUUCCAGGACAGAGGCGGUCCAAGCCAGAAGCCCGCCUACGUCGAACCGCCCUCUCAGAGCCGCUGGUCGCCUAGCACCCCUACCUCGGACGGGAGCGAUGAGGGAUUGACUGCUCGGCUUGGUCAGCAGGUUGCGCAAGUCGGCGAGAAGCUGGCUGACAAGUGGAAGGAGACGAAGGAGAAGGGUUGGAAGGGUUUGAUGCUUGGUGGCAGCGACGCAGGCUUGAAGGAGGAGAAGAGGCCAAGCAAGGAGGAGAAGGGUAAGGGCAAGGCCGAGAGGGCAGAGAUUGUGGUUGAUCCGGUUAGCAGGGGGGCUCCGGGCUGGAUUUGA